GAUUGUACCAAGAUUUGAUAAUCAUUGAGCUUGCCGUGGGCAUGAGUUCCCCUUAACAAGUACUUUCUCCUUCAAGUUUUACAAUACUUAUGGUCAUCAGCACAGACAGUGAUAUCUAUACUCCAUUUCCACAAGGCAUAAUGAUGGAGGACGGCCCUCAGUCCAGUGAGGAUGGCUCCGGCCUACACUCACCCAUCUUCGGGGCUCAAUUUCCUCAGCCGCACGGAGACAUCCGCUAUCACCAAGAUCAACUAGAUAUACAACAUGCAGCGGGCAUCCUGGCCUCUCAGUUCGAUUACACCAAUAUCAACAUCCACCCGCACCCUCACCUUCUCGAAACCCCCUUGAAUCUUCAUUCAAAUCAGAAUCCUCACCACCAUAAUUCAUAUCAAUCUGAGUUUCCUCUUCCACAAAGAAAUCACCUUGGUCUUGAUAUCCCGCCCCAUGCCUACCCUAACACCCGUCUUCCGCCCCCUCCAGCUCAUGGCGGCGCCGUCAACUUGUCCUACCAAGGCCCCCCAAACCGAAGAUAUUCUGCCGAGGACUUGCGCCCACAAUCUUACUCCUCGGGUGGUGGUUCAACACAACCCCCUGUAAUACAAACUCCAGAGAGCACUCGAUCCUCUGUUCCAACGUCAGAGUCAACCCCCCAACCACAGCCAGCCGCAUCUACGUCCCAGGAUCCGCCCCGCAGGGAAAUUUCGAAUCAAGUGAUAGCUUGUCGGCAAUGUCGUGCGAGGAAAAUUCGGUGCGACUCCACAAGACCAAUUUGUCAUAAUUGUGUGCGCCGCUCGAAUGAAUGUCAAUAUGAUGCAGCACCCAAACGGCGAGGGCCUGAUAAAAGGCCAGGCACUCGCCAGCGCUCAUGUAAGAAACGGCCGACCGAUGGCUCUUCCCCUCCUUCCCUUCCGUCUAAACGGAAACGUACUUCGGUCAGGAAUGACGACUUCGAACUUCCGCGGGAAUCUCGUGGACUUCCCAAUGUUCCCGCCUUGCGGCCUGAUGGGGAUCGAAUUCGACUCCAGCCCUCACUUUCGCCUACUGGCCCUGACUUUUCUUCGUCUAUGCAAACGCGUGCAGCCUCAGACGAUAGUUAUCCACAUCAAGUGGAGAAGUACCGCAUCCCAUCAACGCCCUCCGUACAAUACAGUCGCAAGGAGUGGUGGGAUAAUUUGGUUAUGAGCUACUCUACUACUCGGGAUCAGUCCUUAAAGGACAUAGCAUCAGAUCUCUCAACACUGUUCACCACUAGCGGUUAUUGGUUAUCAUUCGUGAACGUUCCAGACUUCGUCCAUAGCCUAUACAACCCUGAAGAACGUUCGCUUAUGCAACCUUCACUUGUUUUUGCGGGGUUAGCUUUAGCAACCCUGAUGAAAUCGAGUGAGAUGGAACUGGGGUCUGCAGGUCGCGAGCGCGCCGUCUGGCUUCGUGAUAAGGCGCAGGCUUGGCUCGAAGCGUCGUUGAAUUCCCAAUGGAUAGACAUGACCCUUGCGAAGGCUGCUCUUAUUAUUGCUGUGUACGAGUCCUCGGCUCACCCACACUAUACCUCCGAACGCGCGAGACGCUCUCUGGCCUAUCUCGAUGGAAUUGUCCGCCAAUUAGGCUUGACGUUCCUGGACGGCAAUGAGCCAGACGUGUCGACGUUCACCCCAAAUGCUGUACCCAUCGCUCACAGACGCCGCCCCUUUGAUCAAAUGUCUAAGGACGGGGUCCGUACCCCUCAUGCCAUCCCUCGCAAGUGCGACUGUAUACCCCUUCCAAAUUCAUCUAUCGCUACGGAACAAUUUUCAUCUUCAUGGUCAUCCACGCUACCUUGGGAUCCCUCGUGGACCCCUGAGGAGAUGCACAAGGAAUCUUGUAGGAGGCUAUGUUGGAGCGCCCUUAACCUCGUGGCCAGGUACACGUCACAUUGCAUCGCGUUCCAGAAAGAGCCGAGCGAUCUUUUCCUAACCGACCCUUCCAAUUUCCGGUUACUGUUCCCUGGUGAGAUAUCACAACGAGGCUCCAAUGAGCACAAGGCGCAGUCUCCGAAAGAAUCAAUAUGGGCACUCUAUUGCCGCAGCAUGCUCCUUUGGAAUUUCUGUACCACCCGUCUGCGGAAAAAUGUUUUUAGCAGCACAGAGACAACCGACCUUGCGGUUGAAGCUUGGUCGGAGACCCUUGAAAUCCAAGAUGCCUUGGAUACCCACACCUGCAACCUCGAUAUGGCAUUGUUGUACAUGUGUCGGGAGUACGUGUACAACACACAGAUCAUAAUUACUCAGCUUUUACAAGCUGGCCAUGCAGAAGCUGGAAAUUCCCCUCAGUUCAACCGCAAGCAGGCUGAGCAGUGGCUGUACUACCAGACCCUUUUCAUCCGCAGAGUUAAGAUGUCAAUUCACCAUCUUGGCGAUCAAGAUGGCCAUCUUUUCACCAGGCAGCCGUUCCAGGUGACUUGGUUUGCAAGCCAAGUAGCGACAUGUCUUUCUUUGUGGGAGGAGGACAAGUCCCUUCUUGAUGCUUUGGAAGUUGCCAAAGACGUCAUAAUGCCAGUCGACGUGUUGAAUACGUUGUGGCCUUGCCCAAUGUUAUUGAGCAAAUGCGACGACUUGCGGAAGCGAGUGACGGAGGCUUGCCACACCGUCAAUAUCGUUGCGCCACUGCCACCCAACUGUUCGCUCCCUCCACUUCUCCGGGGUGGGCCAUGACCAAUCUCAGAUUCAACAACUCAUAUCCAACGCCUCUUCGCCCACGACCCAUCGCAAAUAUUGCCUCCCUGUUAGUUUACGUCAGAUGCUAUGUCAAUAUUGUUUCGUUUUCUGCAGCCUUGGUUAUUACUGUAUUCGAUCUCUCUUACUCCUUCUUUCUCCAUAAUUUGGUCAAGCUUCGCAAUAAUUUACAUCACCUGAUGGUUUCGAAACCUGUUUGUAUUGUACCAUUUCCGAUACCCCCGUUGAUUGUCGAUUCCGCUUGUCGUGAGCCUGUUCUUCAAUAACAUUACCAGUGACGACUUUUUACCCGCGGAGGAUGCCCUGAUGUCAUGAAGCAAACUUUUUACCUUU
Suillus subaureus is the source of this 3041-nucleotide messenger RNA. RefSeq lists its product as uncharacterized. The record is from RefSeq and is a predicted model, not a curated record. Gene Ontology annotation, molecular function: zinc ion binding; DNA-binding transcription factor activity, RNA polymerase II-specific. Gene Ontology annotation, biological process: regulation of DNA-templated transcription. The transcript is spliced from 14 exons. Lineage: Eukaryota; Fungi; Basidiomycota; Agaricomycetes; Boletales; Suillaceae. Bases 90 to 2687 code for a protein of 865 amino acids.